AUAGCCACGUUGACAUGUACACUACACACGGUCGUCAGGUUUCAACACAAGACUCGUGAGGGUGGCUAAACAUUAUUUGGGAGUGCUGACGCCAGCGACACAGGUGACGUGAAUCCAUAGGUAUUGGAUAAUAUAGACUUGGACAAGAUAAGACACGAUGGGCAUGGUAUGGGACAAUUUUGUGCGUAAAUUUUUGUUUAUUCUGAUCGGAGUAGUACUGGGCUAUACUCUGUCCAUGAUUCAAUACGCACACGACAUUAAAAACGCCGGACAACCAGCUGCUACCUAUAACCAGGAUGUACAACGUCGCUUCUCAGUAGAUGAGAAUAUCCGACCUUCCCAGGAACCACAGAAGAAAAAUGGGCCAAGGAAAAUACUUCUGGACUGCGGAGCUAAUGUCGCAUCUACAGUACAGUUAUUUAGGGAGACCUACCCUGAUGGAAGAGACUACAUUAUCCACUCGUUUGAGCUAGAUUCGAGGCUAGCGCCCUACUUCGCGUCCUACUCCAACCACGUGCUGCACUGUCCAGUCGCCGUGGCCGGGAAAGAUGGAAACAUCACAGCGUACGCCGAGACAGCCUGGAGACCAGACAAAGGCAAGGUGGCCGGCGCAGACAUGCAGUGGGGAGGGGGAAGCAUUUACGUGUGGGAGGCCGAGAAAAGGAACGGCAAUGUCGGCAGACAUCUCGGUUUUCAAAAUGUCAUACCCAUGGUGGAUCUGUCCAGGUGGAUACGGAAAAACACCGAACUUACCAUUACGGUACAGGUCGGGAUGAACAGGAAGGCGGCCCACAAGCUGGUGGAGACUAUCCGGGCGCACCACAGCAACAUGCCGGCCACUCUGUUCGUGUACGGGGACUUCGUGCAGGAAUAUCCAGACCUGGUCACACAGUGGGCACAGACAUACACCAUAGGGAUGCGAGAGAACGCACCCUUUCCAGAAGAUCACUGGGACCUUCAGAACACCAACGUCGUGCGGAUGGGAAUGAUCUCGGCCGUGCAGCGGAUGAGAGAAGCGGGGCUGCAACCAGCCUACUUCUAUCCGAGUAGCCUGUCAAAUCAGGUGAAAAAUGAAGCUAGUAGAAGGGGAAUGAGAAUCAUCCAAUCGACAACCAAGUUUCCUCCGAACAUUGGCACGCUGUUGACGGAAGAAAACUACUACCGAUUCCGAGACGUGGAAAGGACACCCAAGGCGCUCCGGAUUCUGCACGAACGGAUCUCAUACGGCGGGAUUCUCACUCUGGACAGCGAUCAUCCCGACAGCUACAUGAUCUCCGCUUUCCUCAUGGACUAUCUGUACGAAAACUCGGGCUUCGAGCUUGUCAGUAUAGACAACUGUUUGAAGUGAUAAAAUGAAUGCAUGAAUAAAUGCAUGAAUAUAUAUAUAUACAUUUGUGGUACAUUGUAUGGCAACAAUGACAAUGUUAUCAUUACAGUACUGCUAGUCUAUUUUUAGAAGCUACACUACCAAAGUGGCAAUUUUUUUUUCAGAGAGGAAUAAUUUUCUUCCACUGAGAAAAUUUUUCUUCACCCAAG
Messenger RNA from Branchiostoma belcheri (Belcher's lancelet), 1536 nucleotides. RefSeq lists its product as uncharacterized. The record is from RefSeq and is a predicted model, not a curated record. The transcript has 9 exons. Bases 158 to 1348 code for a protein of 396 amino acids. Gene Ontology annotation, biological process: carbohydrate metabolic process. NCBI's taxonomy places the organism in Eukaryota, Metazoa, Chordata, Leptocardii, Amphioxiformes, Branchiostomatidae.